AUCGUGUUUUGAUUUCAGUGUGAGCGCACGUUUAGUUGUUUGUUGGUCGAAACUACUGUAAUCUUUUGCGGUUAGUUUCGUUCCAGUUUCGUAGAUCAUCGUCCCAGUAUGCACGUUACGGCUAUUGCCACCUUGGAGGGACAUCAAGAUAGAGUUUGGUGUGUGGCAUGGAAUCCUUCUGGCACGAUUCUAGCAAGCUGUGGCGGCGAUAAGAGUAUCAGGCUUUGGGGUCGGGAAGGAGAUCACUGGGUGUGCAAAACAAUACUCGCAGAAAGUCAUCAGCGCACUAUCAGAAGCAUCUCAUGGUCGCCAUGUGGAGAUUUUUUGGCAUCAGCCAGUUUUGAUGCGACCACUUGCAUUUGGGACAAAAAAAGUGGCGAGUUUGAGUGCAAUGCAACGCUAGAAGGGCAUGAAAACGAAGUGAAAAGUGCUGCGUGGUCUUCCUCGGGACGUUAUCUCGCAACGUGCAGUCGGGAUAAAACUGUUUGGGUAUGGGAAGUAUACGGUGAUGAUGAAUAUGAAUGUGCCUCUGUUCAAACUUCACACACACAAGAUGUGAAAAGGGUACUCUGGCACCCAAGCAAGGAGGUUCUUGUGUCUGCAAGUUAUGACAACACCAUUAGGUUUUUUAAAGAAGAUGGAGACGAUUGGGCCUGCUUCUGCACUGGGAGCUCACAUACAUCUACAAUUUGGGGAAUCUCAUUUGAGAAGGACGGCAGGAGGCUGGCAUCAUGCAGUGAGGACAGAACGCUAAAAAUCUGGAAGGAGUAUCCUCCACAAAAUCCAGAAGGCGUCGCAACAAUUGGUGAAGAUCCGACAUGGAAGUGUAUUUGUACAGUAUCUGGUUUCCAUCCACGGACAAUAUAUGAUGUUCAAUGGUGUCCCAACACGGGCUUGAUUGCCACUGCAUGUGGUGACAACAUCAUCCGCAUUUUUGCAGAAGACAGUGCCAGUGACUGUGAGUCACCUACGUUCAGCUUGGCAGCCACUAUCUCAGACAGUCAUGAGCAAGAUGUCAAUAGCAUUGCGUGGAACCCCAAAGUUCCUGGACUAUUGGCGUCCGCGAGCGAUGACGAGAAGGUUCGCCUUUGGCAAGUUGUACAAGACUCCUAAAAGCUUGUGCAAAAGCACACGUAGGUAAGUAUGGUGCUUACGGAUAUGGAGGGAUGAGAGUUUUAUGUAGGGAUGUGUUUGUAUUGUGAAGACCAUACCUGUACUGCUGGGUUUCAGGAUAGCUUUCAACUGUAGCAAAAUGACAGCCUUCUGUAUUGAUCAAAUAUACUGGUUUGGCAUAACAUAAAGGUAAAAGCUGUGGAAGACAGACAUAUGUGUGUUAAUAUGGGCUCCAUCCCAAGCACACGAGACACCUGUCCGAAUAUGAAAGUUCCGAUUGCAGUUGUCGUGUAUUUUAACGACACCUUGGGAAACGACUUCUGUAGCUGUUACCUUGCAUUAGAUUUGACAGUAAUAUGUCAAUACUCUAGAAAUUAAUUCAAUGUUACAGCGAAAGCAAUCUCCUGUUUCGACCACUUAUUCAUCCAGUUCCACACAAAUAUCGCACGCAAAAAUCUGGUAUGUUUCAAGAGCUAUAAAGUAGGGCGAUGUUGGGUGGGAAAGCAGAUUUCCAGGUGGAAAACUAGAAUAAAGCGCUUCUCGCAUUACAGAUGAACACGAGAUGCCGAGCGGGUGAACAGUUCAUACCGUUCUGCAGUGCCCAUAUUGGUGGUGGGUAGAACCAGGUUUAACUCUACGACACAAGGCUCUAAGAGCACAAAGAGCUGCUUACAUCAGCUUACAUCACAGGUAAAAAGUGUAUACAUCACGAUGUGUCAAAGUAUGUGCAAACUGCAAACUGUUGAAGGUACACACACGUUCUACAUUACGGGAGCGAGCGCAAUGUCACCCUUUGCCACUUAAUCUCUUCCGCAGGUGCAUUUCUUUCACGUCGCUGUUUUUCGGUUAGUAAUCAUUAGAGCCUGAAGUUUUCGGGAAAUUUUUUUUUCUAAAUUCGGGAGGUAAAAAUCGGGUUAAUAAACAUGUGCACUAAAUUCAUGCGAAUUCAGGUGAAAAAACUUACAGUAUGCUAAAUUCGGGGAGAAAUCUGGCUCAGUUGCUCAAACUAACUGUAGUGGCUUGGUACAAAAGGUGAUGUAACUGCAUUUGCUGUCAAACAAGAAAGUUAGUGCAUUCCUACAGAUGUCCCAGUGAGGGAAACUUGCCGGGUAAAAAUCGGGUUUCACCCCAAAGAGGCAACCUUCAAUUCAGCGUGCAAAUUCGGGGAAGAAUCUGGUUAAACCCUAAAACUUCAGGCUCUAGUAGUAAUGCAACGCACUGCAAUCUCUGCAUGACGAAUUGAAGAUAGAAUGCUUGAUUGACUAUCUGCAGCAGUAAUCAUUCCAGAAAUGCUCCUGAAUUAGAUGGAAAUUGAUGUUCUGAUGAAGGAUCUCUUGUUCAUCAGUUUCUCUCUGAUGUUCUGAGGCUGGAACACAGAAGAAAGGACAACACAACAUACAAGCCUUAAGUGCCUAAGAACAAUGAGAGAAGGAAGUCACUGAAACUAGCAUAGCUCAGUUGGUAGCGCACUGGACUGGCAAUCCAGAAGAUGUGGGUUCGAGUCCUACAGCUGGCUAACCUUUUCAGUGACUUCCUUCUUUCAUAGUUCCUGAAUUAUCUACAACUACAAUGGAGGCACCAAAAUCUUAAUUUAUGUAAACAAUGAGAAUUAGCCGAGGCAAGCCACAAACAUGGAUGACGCAAACACGUAAGCCUCCAACGCCCAAGAGUCAGUCCUGGCAUCAUCACCCUUUUCCUGAGUUGUUUGAUUUCCUUAAUUUAUGUGUUGCUUCGAAGUAAUUUGUCAGCAUGGUAUAUAAUGGCCCUAGACCCAAGUUGAGUCUUUCUAGUGCAACACUGCUAUUGUGCUUUGUAGGCCAGGGCAUCAAACUUUUGCAACUGUUUGACAAGUCAUGUUUCUGUUUCAACCAUGACACUACAUUGUUGAUGACACCUACAUAGGAGCCCAUAUGUCCAGUAUUUUAAAUUCUUUCUGCAUGUCAUGUCAAGCCAAUGUAUUCUAUCAACAUAGAUCUCUUGUGGCUCUUGGUCAAUAUUUAAAAUGCAAUUUUUAGCUGUAGCUGUCUGUAUCAUGCAGUUUGCGUUGCAUUGUUGAGACCUUGCACUGCAGUUGAAUUAUGCUUUUGGUGGGUAUAUUUUAGGAAUUGAUUGAUCUUAGACAUGAAAAUGGGUUCCAUGUUGAAAGUUUUUUGGUGAUUACAUCUUAAGAAGGGAAGUCUUGUUGAGACAAAUUAGAAAUAUCAUCUUGUCAUAGUUUUCUCACAGCAAGCUGUCCUCUUGAGCUUGCUAAGCGUGAGAAGAAGCACAUUACCGGCUACUUUAAGAUGUGUUUGUCUAAGUUACAUUAUAUUAUUCAUCAUUAUCUUUAGAAUAAACCCGUGAGCAACACCAUACUUUGGGCUUCACAGACGUUUUUGCAAAUGUGCCUUUUUGAAGUGCAAAUACUAUAAAUUCCAGAACAAAUGUGCAUUCAAAGCUUAGGACUAGUCCAUGAAAAUUAUUGAGAGACUUCUAUAUAUCUACAUACAUGUACAUAUUUACCACACUUCUGUUGAGCCCUGCUGCAAGGGGGUGGUAAUUAAGGAAUCACGCGAUGGAAAAUCAUCCCACGCAUUACUCUCCUCUUUCUGCUCUGCAUUAGUGCACAUGACACUUGGUAGACACUAGCCUUUUUGUUUGUUACUUGUUUUUAGCAGGCGUCUCCCAACAUUUCAUCCGCACCUAAUAUUUUGAAAUACGUACUCCGAUCACAGGUGGACAUCCUGUUAAAACCUAAUAGAUAGUGGUAGGUUCUGUAACAGUUAUAAGAUGCCUUGAUUUUUAAUAGUGAAACGUAAAGAAAUGUUUAACCCUCUGUCCUCACAAAGAAGCUGAUGAUCCUACAAGUUGUGUAUGAAGGUUAAGCACUUACUUUUAGGCAUGUGCUACUAUAUAAGUUUCUUUGCAUUUGCUGUAUCUGAAGGAUAGCAUAGAAGCCCAUUGUUAAAAUACAGCAUAAGUAGGGGUGUGCGAAUCCGAAUAUAUUAAGUCGAAUCGAAUAUCGAAUAUUCGUGCAAAAUUUACAAUAUGCGACUUUCGCACUAAACGUUUCCAUUUUGUAGCCCAUGGCUUUGGAGUAAUUUUUCUGGCAUUAACUGUCACAAGAGAGACAUGCAAUUCUUCUGCUAAAAGCCCCUACUCUUUAAUUUUACAUGAGAGUGCUUCCCGCUUUUCAGGUGAGCCUACACUUACUGGAGUACUGGAGUGGUUACCUUCAUUUCAAAAUUUUAUAUCAGGCAGUAGCAUAUUAUACGGAUGAGGUUGUAAUUGUUUCAGACAACCACAGGGCGUUUGUGAAACAACUGGCAUCCUGCCUCAGCUUUGACAUGAACACCCUUUAGUUUCUUUGCACUCGUCCUAGGAAGUUGCACUACUGAAAUUUUAGACUUAAGGGACAUCUUUAAGACACCCUUCUUGUUUGUGAGAUGUAGUCAUUAUUCAAGAGUCCUAACUUUUUAAAGGCAACCUCACAGACAUCAAAUCAAGUCCUUCGUCGGCACUGCUAAACUGCAUGUGGGAGGGGCGCCACCCCGUCCACAGACGAUGUCUACAAAACUAACUUUGGAUAACUUUAUCUUAAACUAAACACUGUCCCCACUGUGUUGGUCCUGCAGCAAGGGCAAUUUCGUAAAGGAGGCUUCACCUCAUGCACGGAAGCAUCAGUUGAAGCCCACUUUCGGGUUGUGUCGUUCAUAUUCGUGGAAUAGUCGAAUAUUCGAAAAAUCGAAUAUUGGAUAUUCGAUUCGCGAAUCGAAUAGUUCCAGCGUUUGAUAUUCGAUUCGAAUUUGAGAACUCGAAUAUUCGCACACCCCUAGUUAUAAGCUAUGGUUAUGAGUUAUUACACAAAUGUGCCUGCACAUAUGGUAAAAGGUUCUUGCAACAGUGUUUGCAGUGAGACUCAGCAAUUUUAGUUUAAUCAACACUGUGGUACAUUUGGAAAGCAGCGUGUUCAUUUAGUUGGCAGAGCAUAAUGUAAAACUGAGAAGUUCAUAUUUCCACUGAGCGUCUGAUGUUGAGUAUUCUUUGAAGACGUGCAACCAUUUCGAUUCUGGAUCUUUUGAAGUCUGUUUCAAAGAACACUAUGAAAAGAAUGGAGGACAAAGCUUGAAGCCCUGCUAUGCACAAGAAGGGAUCUGAAAGAAAUAUUUUUAUAGCUAUUACAUUUCACGUAAGAGAAUUGAAAGAGGAAUGCAUUAGAACUGGUGAUUGACAAUUUUUGAUCUGCUGAAAAGUGGUUAUUGUGUUUCCAGCUCUGUACUUGAUUGCAUGUUGGUGAAACCACUACAACUGUUCAGAUGGAUUUUACACGGGAUGCAGCUGGUAGAGGUGUGUGCUUCAAUAAAAGCUAUGUAGUUAGAA
Ornithodoros turicata is the source of this 5472-nucleotide messenger RNA. It is a transcript of the gene Ciao1, whose product is annotated as probable cytosolic iron-sulfur protein assembly protein CIAO1 homolog. Gene Ontology annotation, biological process: iron-sulfur cluster assembly. The coding region runs from base 109 to 1113 and encodes 334 amino acids. The record is from RefSeq and is a predicted model, not a curated record. Lineage: Eukaryota; Metazoa; Arthropoda; Arachnida; Ixodida; Argasidae. The transcript is spliced from 6 exons. Gene Ontology annotation, cellular component: cytosolic [4Fe-4S] assembly targeting complex. Gene Ontology annotation, molecular function: protein binding.